This is a messenger RNA of Fraxinus pennsylvanica, 300 nucleotides long. NCBI's taxonomy places the organism in Eukaryota, Viridiplantae, Streptophyta, Magnoliopsida, Lamiales, Oleaceae. The record is from the annotation of a GenBank genome assembly.
AUGGCGGAAAACGGUGAACAGAAGCUUAUUGCCGUUGCUCGACAUAUAGCAAAUACUCUAGGCCAUACUGACACCAUGACUGAUGAUAUUCUCAAGAUAUUCUAUAACUUUGAUGGGAGAUUACGUGAAAAGUUAACGGAAAAACUUUCCGAUGAAGACCCACCGUACCACAACUUCAUUGUAAGAUUGCAGAAUGCUCCAGAUUUUGGGAAGCAUGCAGAUAGGCAUAUCAAGUACGGCGUGGAGGAUAUUGAGGCUCGAAUCAACGAGUUGUUUCAAGGAAGUGGCAGUAGCAGGUGA